AUGUCUCUACAAUACGAUGCCGAAUUUGCAAAGCAGGCUGCUCCCAUUCUACAGCACCUUGCCAAUGUCCCCAAGCCCCCGGUCAACGAUGUUUCCGCAAGACGUGACUUCCUUGGCGCCAUGACGAACGAGCAAUUCAGUCUGCCCGACGACGUCGAGCAUCUUGUUCACAGUGUCACAGGGCCAGAUGGUCACAGUGUGCCCAUCUACCACUUCCGCAAGAAGCUUGCGUCUGGGAGUGGGGAGCCGGCCAUUGUCCAUAUUCACGGCGGCGGGUACAUCGCCUUAAGUGCAGCCGGAUGCGCAGCUCCUCAUGGCGCAUCAGUCUCUCAGACUGGAGUUCAAGUUCUCAGUAUUGACUAUCGUCUGGCGCCCGAGAACCCAUACCCAGUCCCACUGGAUGAUUGCUGGGCUGCGCUGCAAUGGGUUUACAGAAAUGCGGAAAACAUGUCAAUUGAUCCCGCUCGCAUCGCAGUAAUGGGCGAAAGUGCUGGCGGGGGGUUGGCCGCCGCCUUGACUCUGCUGGCGCGAGAUCAGAAAUUAUCACCACCUCUGGCGAAGCAAAUUCUGGUGUAUCCCAUGCUGGAUGAUCGAACGAAGACGAACCAUGCGGGAGAGCUCGCUUUCUGGGACAAAAUGGACAACAUGACAGGAUGGACUGCGUAUUUGGGACCACAGGCUGGAAGCGACGAGAUCGUUCCGUAUGCUGCGCCGGCUCGAGUACAAACAGUGGAAGGCCUGCCGCCGUUGUAUCUCGACUGUCCGCAACUUGAUAUCUUUGUGCACGAGGGAAUGGAGUAUGCGCGGCGGUUUGUGGCUGCCAACAUCCCCACUGAAUGCCAUAUAUACCCCGGUCUGCCGCAUGGGUUUGAAGCGCUGGCAGCCGACAUCAGUGUCACUAGACGGGCAAUCGCCAAUCGCCACAAGGCGAUGACUAGCUUUUGA
Messenger RNA from Penicillium olsonii, 945 nucleotides. The record is from the annotation of a GenBank genome assembly. NCBI's taxonomy places the organism in Eukaryota, Fungi, Ascomycota, Eurotiomycetes, Eurotiales, Aspergillaceae.